Molecule: messenger RNA, 2622 nt
Organism: Exophiala aquamarina CBS 119918
Lineage: Eukaryota; Fungi; Ascomycota; Eurotiomycetes; Chaetothyriales; Herpotrichiellaceae
Exons: 2
Coding region: 1-2622 (873 amino acids)
Biological process (GO): double-strand break repair via homologous recombination; mitotic G2 DNA damage checkpoint signaling
Cellular component (GO): Mre11 complex
Molecular function (GO): protein binding; damaged DNA binding
Source: RefSeq, a predicted model, not a curated record
AUGUGGAUUCUUGAAUCCAAUGGAGACUUCCUCCAGGGAAAGCGAAUGUGGCUGAAGCCUGGUCAGAAAUAUCUCUUUGGUCGUGUCAAAAGAGAAGGCGUUCGUUUUGCCAUUGAUCAUAAAACUGUCUCAAGAAAACACUUCAUAAUUCAUGUCGACCCCGUCAAAAGUGGCGAUGUCGCCCAGAUUCAUGCAAGGACCAAAAUUCGCAUCGAGGACCAAAAUUCAAAGACUGGCACCUCCGUUAAUGGUGUACUCAUCAAGAACUCCGCGAAGGAGUUGAAAAGUGAGGAGAAUUCUGUCAGGCCCGGCACAUGUCCUCAUGAAAUCAUCAUCAGGUGGCAACCAUGUGUUCUGACAUUCAACUUGCUGAAGAAAGAGGUCAAGUCAGGUCUUCUGAAGCUGAAGCAAGCCAGGGUGGAGGCAUUUGGUAUAAAGGCCACCAGCGACUUCAUCUCUGAACAUACCACCCACGUCGUGGCGAACAAAAGAAACACUGCCAAAGGACUACAGGCCUUGAUCACUGCCAGAUAUAUCGUUUCUGAAUCCUACAUUGAUGCCCUGGAAUAUGCCACCACUCCAACCAACCUGAGUCAAGAAGAAAAUCUGUCUCCUCUAGAACUCGACUUUGACACCGCCUGGCCCAAUCCCGAUGAUCACCUGCCACCUCCAGGUAAAGAACCUACCGUUAGGCCUGUCGCAUUCUAUCGCCCAGAUCCAUCGCGAACCAAUGUAUUUGAAGGUUAUACCUUCGUCUUUGGUGAUCAAACUCAAUACGAUAAUUUAUUACCUGUCGUCACCAGUGGCCACGGUAAAGCAAUUCUGUUCAAGGUGAUCAACGGUGAAUCAUCCGGAGAUGAUUUACUGCAAUUUUUGCGCGCUGCUUCGGGCAGUAAGGACAACGACCAUUUUCAACGCGAGGAUGGAGCGGGUGUCGUUUUGGUGCGGUGGACUGGCAAGGAUGAUAUUCAGGAAUGGACAAACAACCUAGUCAAUGAGGUUGCCGUGAAAAUGGACCAGCGUGCUAUCGAUCAAUCCGAAUUCUUAGACGCCAUCUUGGCCAAUGAGGCAGGCCAAUUGAAACAAAUUAUACCAUUCGAGAGCACAAAUGAAGGACGAGUUGCUCCGCCACCGUCCGCCGCCAGCUCUCUGACUAAUAAAGAGCACUCUGAAGCCGAACGUAAUAGCUUGCCGGCCCAAAAAGCUACCAAUGGGCGUAUUCCGCAAAGUGCCGACGCCUCAGCUUCGAGGGAGAAGCCUGUUACGGAGACAGUACCUUCCCAAGCCGUGUCCGAAAACAUUUCGCAAGUCAGUGUCGAUGAUGAGCCAGCACCUCGUCCAUAUCGAAGACCUCGGUUCACCCAAACCAAGAAAUUCAAAUUCGAUGAUGAUUUUGACCCCGAUUCAAUCGCUGAAUACAAAGAAGAUGACCAUGUGGCUGAAAAACCACAUAUUUCGGACCGUGAUAGUCCCAUCAGGAACCGAGAUCAGUUAUCAAUCAUAAAAGAAGAACCUCAAAGCACUUCCAAGAAACGACCGCGUCCUUCCGCGGAGGAACCCGAGGACACUUUCGCCGACGAGAUGGAUGAUCUUCUCCCAGCCGCCACUGCCUUCAAAAAGCGCAAAUUAGCUGAAGCCCAAGCCAACGGACAGUCUCCCGUUGUUGGAAUAGUAGAACCAUCACCAGUUCCCGCCAAGAAAAAGAAGAAAGAACGAGAACUUGAUGUCCGCAAAGCCCUAGGUCUUCAGCGAGAGGAGGAACAAGAAGCUGCCCGACGAGAAGAAGAGUCUCUCAGACGCGCAGGCGAUAUCGAAGACACGGGACCCGCACAUCUAGUCGAGGUUGUUACCAUGGACCUGCCCGUGCGCGACAAGACCAAGAAGCAGCAUUUGCGCAAUGGGGAACUCGGGGAGUCCUGGGAUCCGAGAUGGAACGGCCGCAAGAAUUUCAAAGGAUUUCGUCGUAUAGGUGACGCACCGCAGCGAAGAGGCCAUGCUUCCAAAGUCAUCGUUCCUCUCGUCGAGAUCAAGCGCCAAACGUACGGGAUCGGAGAGCAAUACUGGGAUAAGUCGCAGGAAGAGAAAGAUCUUGAGCGUGAGAGGAAGCGGCGGGAAGAGGCGAAGAUGCAUAGAAUGCAAAGCCAGGCUCAGAGGGCAAGUGGCGCAAGUACUGCGAAGUCAAGAUCCACCGCAAGAGUCAUGUUGGACGACGACGACGACGACGACCACGAUGACCCUGACGCCGAUGAUGAGCCAUCGACGAGCCCCGCCACAAUGCGUCCCCAUCGCGAAGCUGCAGAGAUCCUCGACCGCGAAAUUAACAUCGACACCCCUCGCCGCACUCGUGGUGCAGACAGGCGGGCAAUGACGCAAAGAGCAUUAUCCCGGACACAAACGCAGACACAAGCCUCCAAACCUAGUCUUCCGUCGGCGAAGGCCAUGGGAAAACGCCCUGCCACAGCGAUGUCUCUGACGGCAGCUGCGCCAAAGCGGCAGAAAACCCUCCCUGUGACCGUCAUCCGCGGCAGCGACAGCGAAGAGGACGACAGUGAUGAUAUGAAGUUCAAAUUUGGAAGUCGUGCGCGCAGGGGGAGGGGAGCGAGAGGCAGAGGGAGAUUGUGA